Molecule: messenger RNA, 1826 nt
Organism: Pocillopora meandrina
Lineage: Eukaryota; Metazoa; Cnidaria; Anthozoa; Scleractinia; Pocilloporidae
Source: the annotation of a GenBank genome assembly
AUGACAACUCCAGGAGAAGCAAGAGGGGGAUACGAGAAGUUUUUCACUGGCGGACUACACACUUUACAUGCAUCAUCAACGAGGGAAGAAAUUGAAGAAUGUUAUGAUAAGUGGGCUGACGCUUAUGACAAGGUAGGUAUCUAGAUGCGGUCGCAAGAGAUUGCUGUGAGCGGUAGAUUCUUUUACUUCAUCAUCGUGGAAGCGGGCUCUCAGUAGCAAACAGCGGCACGAACAGGUCUAUGAGAAGUCUCAUUAUCUUUUCAGAAACCUCGCGCACUCACAUUGCUCGUAGGGUCGCAGGCUCCAAACGCAUGGCUUUCGCCGCUAGUGUCGUGGCGCCAGUGAAAGCCUAAGCUGCUUCGGCACAAGCGCGUUUUUUCAACCGUGGGAAAUAAUGAAGCCUUGAGCACACGAGCCAGCGAGAGAGUAAGGUCUGCUAGAGGUCUAUAGGGCCGGUAUUAUUAGUACCAGACCGCCCCGGAAACCUCUCCUGGACUCGUCUCAACUCUUCCCGCGAGGGAAAAACGCGCGACCUGCUGCGUUGAUAAUGAGGACCUCCUCUCGGGCUCAGUUCGUAGGAAAGAAAUUCUACCCUCUCCGCACCUCUACCGCGGAAUAUAAAUUGCCUCUGGCAAGAGAGGACGCCGUGGGGGAAAACCUCGGUUUUUUUCUAUUUUCUUAUUGGUUUCAUGGUUUAUUUGUUUGUUUGUUUCUUUCUUUUUUUGAAGAUCUUACAUUUCAUAACGUAUGAGGAACGCACUUACAGUUUAUAGGUGAUAAAAUUGUAGAUUGAAGUAUUAAUUCCAAAAGGAAAAUAAAACUAAAGCUAAAACAAUAACAGCCUUAUGCGCCGCACUCCGAAGUUGCUUGCGGCUCUUCGAGGGUUCUGAUUCUUCUCUAGUGCCACCAAGACUUUAUACUUGCUAUGUUUUCCAUUUCAGGAUCUUAUGUCCGCGGGUUGCGUCAAACAUGAACCAAUGGUUAGAGUUUUCGACGAAGCAAUUAAGAUAGCCAUGCCAAGCAAACCAAAAUGCCAAGUCAGAAUAAUGGACAUGGGAUCCGGGACUGGACUUCUGGGAGUGGAGCUGAACAAGAGGGGCUACACAAACGUAGACGCCCUAGAUGUCACUCAGAAAAUGUUGGAUGUAUCUAGGGAGAAGGGCGUCUACACGAAAUUUAUAUGUGCCCAUCUGACGGAGGCACGGACCCCUGGCAUUGAGGAUGGUGAUUACAAUGCCAUAAUUUCAUCUGGAGUGGUUACAGCGGCUUACGGACAUAUUAGACCACCGGCCUUUUAUGAGAUGAUGAGAGUAAUUAGCGAUGGUAAGUGUGGUGCUUUCCUUUCCUUUUAGUUCCUUUCUAAGCCAUGCUGACUGUGCAAAUCAAGUUUUUCUACCAAGAGAGUCUCAAUGGAGGUCAACCGAGAACUGUCAGGACCUCCAGCCCUUAGGAUUGGCUGUUUUUUUCGAUACCUCUUACUAAACCGAGUUCGAGUUUUGCACUGUAACUUGCGGACCGAGUUAUUCCUGCUUGGAUUUAUACAACAAAAACAACAACAACAACAAAAACCGAUGUUUACUGCCUGUGUCUUUAUUUUUCCAAUUAAAUUUUAUUUGUUUUAUAAAGGAGGCGUUAUCUAUUUCAACGUUCGCACCAAGGAAAUUCCUGACUUCCGACCGAGCAUGAAAGAGCUAGAAGAUAAGGGCCUGUGGACGCUUAUCAAGGAAGAACAAGUACCACAUUAUAAUAUUGAAGAUCCUGCUCUACCAAAAAGUACCACUGUAUUUGCGUUUCAAGUUCACCACAAGGAGCGCCACGCUAUUUAA